This is a messenger RNA of Malassezia pachydermatis, 537 nucleotides long. RefSeq names its product 60s ribosomal protein mitochondrial. Gene Ontology annotation, molecular function: structural constituent of ribosome. The record is from RefSeq and is a predicted model, not a curated record. Gene Ontology annotation, cellular component: ribosome. The transcript has a single exon. Gene Ontology annotation, biological process: translation. Lineage: Eukaryota; Fungi; Basidiomycota; Malasseziomycetes; Malasseziales; Malasseziaceae. The coding region runs from base 1 to 537 and encodes 178 amino acids.
AUGAUGCACGCUUCGAUCGCUGCUCGCCGUGCUGCAUUGGCGCUCACUCGUGCUAAGCCUACGCAAGCACGUAUGUUUUCAAAUACCAUCCGUGUCGCUGAGGAGGCUGCGGCUCCUGCUGCGGCUGCUGCGUCGCCGAAGAUUACGCAGAUUGUGGACAGCAUUGAGAAACUGACGCUGCUCGAGGCUUCAGAGCUCGUCCAGGAGCUUAAGACGCGCCUGAACAUUACUGAUAUUGCUAUGCCUGCUGCUGCGCCUGCUGCGCCUGCCGCUGCGCCUGCAGAGGAGGCUCCGGCGGAAGAGAAGCCUAAGGAGAAGACGCUGUUCACGAUCAAGUUCACGGGUCUGAGCUCGGACAGCGCCAAGGCCAAGGUUAUUAAGGAGAUCAAGGCGAUCAACACCAACAUGAACUUGGUAGAGGCGAAGAAGUUCGUCGAGUCGGCGCCGCAGACUCUGAAGGAGAACGUGACCAAGGAGGACGCAGAGAAGAUCAAGGAGGCUGUCGAGAAGGCUGGUGGUAAGAUUGAACUGGCGUAA